Messenger RNA from Macrobrachium nipponense, 2129 nucleotides. RefSeq lists its product as uncharacterized. Gene Ontology annotation, molecular function: peptidyl-prolyl cis-trans isomerase activity. NCBI's taxonomy places the organism in Eukaryota, Metazoa, Arthropoda, Malacostraca, Decapoda, Palaemonidae. The record is from RefSeq and is a predicted model, not a curated record. The transcript has 4 exons. The coding region runs from base 242 to 1756 and encodes 504 amino acids. Gene Ontology annotation, biological process: protein peptidyl-prolyl isomerization.
AGAAAUAAACAGUGUGGCUCCAACCUUCGCCAGCUGAGAAGCUACGCAUCGGAUCACAAAAACAUUGAGUCAUGUGAAGGGCUAUUUGUUGCUCUGUCGGCUAUUUCAAAAGGGAAAUAGUGUUGUGAAACAGUGCAAUGGUGUCUGGGAUGGAAUGCGAGUGAAUAUGACAGAGCUGAAUAGCACCAGGAACAAGUCAGGUGCCAGGUAGCUGCCGUUUUCUCGAUGUCACAGGAAUGAGAUGGAUUUGCUUGUGAAGUGUCCAAUAUGCAAGGAACAAUACAGCGAAGAGCGUGUGCCUCGCAUCCUGACUUGUGGCCACUCGCUGUGCACUAAUUGUACUGGAGACACCCUGAAUGGCGUUAAAACCUGUCCAGAAUGUCACGAGAAACUAUUUGCAGACGACGUCAUCGAGAUUCCCGUCAACUUCCCACUUUUAAGGCUUAUCCGUGCAUUAGCAGAAGAGAAAGGAGGAGAAGAAGAAGUUACAGAAACAUUGGUACCAGCGUUUCCUGUAGACGAGCCUUCCACCGACCAGUUCUCGGGUGUGAGUAGCUGUGAUGCUCACGGCAGUCUCAUGUCCUUCCUGUGUUGCACCUGCAGCAUGUGGGUUUGUCAAGACUGCUUGGUAGUGGAUCACCCGGUUUUCCCUCGCGGCAGGUGUCACAUUCUUGGGAUUUCGGAGGCCAUGGCGAAAAUACGAAGCGACCACGAGAUAUGUUCCAAUAAAAUAUUGCGAGUUAUCACCAACAUGAAAUGUAACUUCGACUUUGAAAUAACCAUUCACGAGCAUUGUCUUCAAAGCUGUCCAGCUAAGCAGGGUGGCCAUCGUCGCCUUAUCAAACGCAUAGGGAGUCAUUUAGAAAAAGUAGAAAGAAAUAACCUGAUUGCCGUCCAAAAAGCAAAGGAAUUUGUUGAAAAUCUGACGGAAGAGGUGAACACAACUAUGUCAGCAAAAGAGAUCACGAGUCUAGGGCAAGAGCUCGUCAAUUUCGAAGUUAAAUUAAAGCGACAUACUCUUAAGGAAAAGAGAAGGAAAAUGCUGGUGUUGCAGAAUGUCAUGGAGCAUUUAAAAUUGGAUCUAAAAAUCCUGGGCAAGGGCAAGGAGCCAGCGCACGCCAUUCUAGAGGUGGACGAGGGAUGCAAGUGGUCCCGCAUCACCAUUAGAGAUAAUCGUCUUCUCUUAUACUCCCUGAAUGAGGGGAAGCCACCGAUUCCAGGGAUUAACAUUCCGUUUGAAUAUGCCCGGAAGAUGAUCCCCAACGAAAGAACGACGGUGUUCUACGAAAUCGGAAAUGAAGAAGAGGUACUAGGCCGAGUUUACGUUCGACUGCAGAACAGCAGCGCUUUGGCCAGACAGGUGGUGCUGAUGUGUUCGGGGGAAACAGGAUUGUCUUACAAGGGAACCUGCCUCUACAAAUACGACAAAGCGCACGGCAUCCUGGAAGGGGGAGAUUACGAAAACAACGACGGGUCUGGCGGCAAGGCCAUCCUCGAAGGAACGGCCGACUGCGACUCGUACUCGGAAAAUUGGACGUCGCCCGGUAUGCUGACGGCAAUUCGAUGCUCCACGAAAUUCCAGUUCCACCUGAAGCGUCUCAAGAGGAAUGCCCACUUGGUUAUUGGCAGAGUCAUGGAAGGGCUUGACGUCUUGCAAGCGGCUCCCGAUCUUCAAUUGGGAGAGGUAUUUGUUAGGGAUUGUGGACUAUUUAUUCCUAUGAAUGUGGACGAUGAUCAGCAAGAUGAGACAGAAUGAUGUUUGCUAAAUAAUAACAACUUAGGUAAAUGACUUAUUUAAAGCGUCAACGCAAGUGCCUUUUUUCAUCUACUUUAUACAUGAUGUAUGGCCGCCUCCAUUUUCAAAUGUUCAAUUCUUUAAAAACGCUGAGUGGAUGUCGGAGUGCAUUUAAUGUUAAUGUCCCAGCGUUUCAUUUCACAAACCCAGGGUUUGUGAAAAAAAAAAAAAAAGUUUUUCCAGGCUCUGAUAGAAAUUAUAGCGUUAUAUGAUACAUUACCAUUUAUGUGACUGACGUUCUGAAUGUUUUUUGUGAAAUAAUGAUUUUUGUGCCAUUCACAAACCCUGAUAUACAAAUGCCGUUUACAUAGUAGGCAAUAAAAUGCUAACGAUA